This is a messenger RNA of Fomitopsis serialis, 1263 nucleotides long. Its product is annotated as kinase-like domain-containing protein. The transcript has 6 exons. Gene Ontology annotation, biological process: spliceosomal complex assembly; regulation of mRNA processing; protein phosphorylation. NCBI's taxonomy places the organism in Eukaryota, Fungi, Basidiomycota, Agaricomycetes, Polyporales, Fomitopsidaceae. Gene Ontology annotation, molecular function: protein kinase activity; ATP binding. The record is from RefSeq and is a predicted model, not a curated record. The coding region runs from base 1 to 1263 and encodes 420 amino acids.
AUGUCAACUUCUCCCGCUCACAGCAGCAUUUCUAGCUCAGCGGGCUCCGUUAGUGGCUUUCCAGAGGAGGACUUGAGGGAAGGCGGUCGCGACAAUCCUGGCUAUUUUGCUGCGAGAUUAGGGCAGCGAUUAGAACGAGGUCGCUAUUGCAUCGUACGCAAGCUCGGCUGGGGCCAAUACUCCAGUGUCUGGCUUGCAAGGGAUCGCGGCCAAGAUAGCUUUGUCGCGCUCAAGAUAUUGACCUGCGAAGCUACCAAAGCCUUGUCGGCCGGUCCUGACCAAAGGUCAGACGAACAGCGCAUGCUAGAGAAGAUCGCAAACGCCGACCACGCUCACCGAGGCUAUCGCCAUAACCUCGCCUACUUGAAUGCCUUCGACAUCAGGGGUACACAUGGACUUCACCGUUGUCUCGUUACAGAGGCCCUCGGAUAUGGCGUCGACUAUAUCCGCAAGCUGCGUGACGAUAACGAUCGUCGCGUUGCGCCCAGCAUAGUCAAGCGAGUGGUACGGCAAGUCUUGCUCGGCUUGGAGUAUCUGCAUGAUGUGUGCGGUAUAGUCCAUACAGAUCUCAAGAACGACAACAUCCUCUUCCGCCCGCGGGAUCUAUGCACCAUCGUCGCGCACGAACUCGCCGAGAACCCGUCAGUCACGUACGACUGUGGAACCGAGGGCAACGCCUCAGUCGUUCCAGUCGUCUCGCAAGUGUUGCCCUUGUCCGUCGAUGCCUCCAUUCAUGAACGGGACCUCGACGUCGUACUCGCCGACGUUGGCCACUCGCACUGGAUCGAGCACCAUUUUCAGGAGCUCAUCCAGCCCGACGCCCUCCGGGCACCCGAAGUUAUUCUCGGCCAUCCCUGGAGCACUCCUGCGGAUAUAUGGAGCGUGGGCUGCCUCGUCACCGAAUGGCUUGUCGGAUUCUGGCUCUUCGAACCCAAUCGCGAAAGAUUGUGGAGCUACGAGGAGGACCAUCUAGCUCGGAUGACUGAAGCUCUUGAUGCCCAGUUUGAAGCGUCUACACUGGAGAAUUGUAAGCAUCGAGACAAAUACUUCAAGCAGGAUGGAACAUUCGCGCAUUUUACGGAUCACGAGGAGCCUACGUGGCCUUUGCGCAAGCUGCUGGAGUCGUUUUCGGAGCUCGGUGACGAAGUCGAUGCGGCUGAAGCCUUCCUGAAGCGGUGUCUGCAACUUGCACCAGAGCGGAGGGCCACGGCGAAAGAGCUCGUUGACGACCCAUGGCUGGCUGCGCCUGCUGUCAGCAAGUAA